Messenger RNA from Chelmon rostratus (copperband butterflyfish), 2266 nucleotides. RefSeq names its product ANTXR cell adhesion molecule 2a (gene antxr2a). Gene Ontology annotation, molecular function: signaling receptor activity. The record is from RefSeq and is a predicted model, not a curated record. Bases 306 to 1796 code for a protein of 496 amino acids. Lineage: Eukaryota; Metazoa; Chordata; Actinopteri; Chaetodontiformes; Chaetodontidae. Gene Ontology annotation, cellular component: membrane. The transcript has 17 exons.
GUGAUUUAGGUUAUCAUACACACUGAGUCAGUGCGGGUUCAGGCGGCGGGUCGGUUUUAUUGAGGAUGUGAGUGAGUGGACGGUGAGUCAAGACGAUGAAGAAAGCGCACAGCUGGUGACGUCGCGCGGUGUUUUCCUCCGUUUCGCAGGUCGGUUAGUUAAGUUGGCUGUUUUGGAGGAACUUUGACAUGUAGCUGCUCACACUGAGGGCAUGUGUCACGUCGUCUUCAGCUGUCCCCGCGAAACUGCCUAAACGUUAUUUAUUGUUACCGUUCAACACGACACUCCAGUGUUUCGUGGUCAAAAUGUUGGAAAAGUUGUCACGUUACUUCACCGCGGAGGGUGAACUUUUUCACGGAAAGGGUCGGUGGACUUCGGCGGCGGCUGCUGUGCUCCUCCUGGGGUUGUUUGCUUCGUCUUGCUGGGCAGAGGAAGCAUCCUGUCACGGAGCGUACGACCUCUACUUUGUUUUGGACAAGUCUGGAAGUGUCUCUGCUGACUGGUUCGAGAUUUACUCCUUUGUGAAGAACCUCACUGACAGAUUUGUGAGCCCCAGAAUGAGAGUCUCAUUCAUCGUUUUCUCAGCCAAAGCAACAGUCCUGCUGCCGCUGACUGGAAACAGAUACGAGAUAGAGGAGGGUCUGAAGCGCUUGCGGGACGUGAAACCAGCAGGUGAAACAUAUAUGCAUGUGGGAAUACGACAGGCCUCAGCUCAGAUACAGACGCAAAAGACCAAAUCCUCAAGCAUCAUCCUGGCUCUGACGGACGGGAAACUUGAAGUCUAUGUUCAUGAGCUCACAGUGAAAGAGGCCGACGAGGCGAGGAAAUAUGGUGCUCGUGUUUACUGUGUGGGUAUCAAGGACUUUGACGAGCAGCAGCUUGCUGAUAUUGCGGACACCAAGGACCAAGUGUUUCCUGUCAAAGAUGGCUUCCACGCACUCAAAGGCAUUGUCAAUUCUAUAUUAAAGCGAUCGUGCACAGAGAUCCUGAGUGUGGAGCCCUCCAGUGUCUGUGUGAAUGAGUCCUUCGAAAUCGUCCUCAGAGGGAACGGCUUCACUCUGGGCCGCAGCAACGAAGGCGUCGUCUGCAGCUUCAUAGUGGACCAGCAAACCUUCAAUCAUAAGCCAAGUACUGUGCGUAAUGACUAUCUGCUGUGUCCUGCACCGAAGCUUUAUGAAGUCGGACAGACUAUGGAUGUUCUCAUCAGCCUAAACAACGGCAAGUCCUUCAUCUCCAGCGCCUACACCAUCACUGCCUCCACAUGCUCAGACGGUUUGGUGGUGGCGAUAGUCUUCCUGGUGCUGCUGGUCCUCUUAGCUCUGGCCCUCAUGUGGUGGUUCUGGCCUCUUUGCUGCACAGUGGUCAUCAAAGACCCACCACCGCCUCCUCCACCUUCCCGUCCUCCACCACCUGAGCCAGAGCAGCUGCCCAAGAAGAAGUGGCCGACUGUGGACGCCUCCUACUACGGAGGAAGAGGAGCUGGAGGGAUCAAACGCAUGGAGGUGCGCUGGGGUGAGAAGGGCUCAACAGAGGAGGGGGCCAGACUGGAGAAAGCCAAGAACGCCGUAGUGUCCGUACCAGAGGAGGAUGCAGAGGAGCCAAUGAUCAAACGUCCCACUCCGAAGGCUGCCCCUGCCUACCGUCAAAACGAGAACAAAUGGUACACGCCCAUCAAGGGUCGUCUCGACGCUUUGUGGGCUCUGCUGGGGCGGCAGUAUGACAGAGUUUCCCUCAUGCGACCAACAUCUGCAGACAAGGGUCGGUGUAUUAAUUUCAACCGCGUGCAGCAUCAGUAGACGAGAAGGACGACUGUGUGAAAACCAACAUGUGCUGAUCGCUGUGGACGAGAGAAGAAUGUCGGGGGGUUUUUGAAGAUCUGUAAUCCUGCAGCUAAAACCACUAUCUGUUCACUCCGCUCUACUCUGUGCACAAAGUUUCCCUCCUGGUUCUCCGCCCUUAGACCUUUGAAGCACACAGGGUGAAAUGUUAAUAUUGGCUCUUAUUCAUUAACUUAUUUACUGCCUUUUUCCAUUACCUUUUUUUUUUUUUUUUAAUUAAGAGAAAAGAAGUCGGGCAGAAGAGGCGAGCGCCCCGGAACUUAGCACUCAGAGUCGGUUAGCUUUUUGUGCGCACCAAAGGCUUAACAUAUUCUGACCAUAUUGUGCCUUCUGUGGAAAACCUAAUUUCAUGGACACAGACGGAAGCUAUCUCAAAAAAAAAAAAAAAAAAAACACAGAGAAAGGGGCUGUUUGCCUUUGGCGUAGAA